Babesia sp. Xinjiang is the source of this 948-nucleotide messenger RNA. RefSeq lists its product as uncharacterized. The record is from RefSeq and is a predicted model, not a curated record. Bases 1 to 948 code for a protein of 315 amino acids. The transcript has a single exon. NCBI's taxonomy places the organism in Eukaryota, Apicomplexa, Aconoidasida, Piroplasmida, Babesiidae.
AUGGCAAUUCGUUUUGGCAAUCAAGCCAUUGUAAUUUUUGCGGUACUAUUGAUAGGAUCAAUAUACCCUAUACAAUCUCUGGUGUUGGACCUUACUCGUACGUAUUUUAACCCAUGCAUUGAUGUGUUCGAAGGAACUUUUAAGAAUGGAGGUAUUUAUAGGAUGUUUCACUCACACGAUCCCAUUAUACGCCUUGUCACAUACGGCCAAGAAGUUCUGGGUCCUUCAACAACUCGUGUUGCCUUUCCAUCAGAUGUUUACGUUCAAGAAUAUCGACGCGGUGAUCGCAGGAUUGUUGCUGUUACUCACUUUAUCACGGAGGGUGCCAGAUUGCUAAAAACAACGUAUUAUAAAAUCGUAGGUACCAGAGUCUCUGCGGCAACACGCCCUGUGAAGAACGCUUUCAUAGGAGGACCGAUAUCAUUGAAAUUAGAUUUAGAUUCGCCAAAGGCACAUCCAUUCAUAAGUGCAUCAGAUAAGGAUGGGGAAUACCAACCUAGCGUGUGGUCCAUUAUUCCACGUUCACGUUACCCGGGCGAACCUGCUGUAGGCCGCAUGAUUUUUCGUUAUGAAGUAUAUUUCAUAUCUCCGGUUAUCAACAUAGAUCAACAAUUUCGCGAUCACAACAGCCCUUCACCGUCACUCAUUUCCCACAGCACGAACAUCCGGGUGUCCCGUACGGGUGAUUCCACGAUUAUCUCUAUAAAACAUGGAUCCUUCUCUGGGCGUUUUAUCGCACGAACACCACCAACGGGAGAUGGUAUUUUCAGGCCAAAAAAUAUAAUACUAAGUUCAUACGAUUUCAGCGCGUGUACACAAGGUCCGCAUCUGACUAGGCGUGAUGUGUUAAAGAUAGACAUCUCUAGCAUCGAGACUAACGUGCCAGAGAUUGUUAUUCUGGCUAACCUUAGGCGUGGCGAUUGGUUGUAUACACAGUACAGCUUAUGA